AUGGCUGGCAUAGGCGAGGAAAAUCACAAGAAGCGCAAGCUCCCAGAGGUCUCCGAGAUCGAGAUCGAUGUUUCUGCACCGGAACCUCCCUCAAAGAAGGCUCUGCGAAAGCUGAAGAAGAAGGCCGCAGAAGGCCCCUCGGAUACCACUACGGAGAAGAAAACAGAGGGGACUCCUGCAGACAAUGACAACGCUGCCACUCAGAAGCGGUCCGAGUAUGGCGUCUGGAUCGGAAACCUGCCAUUUUUCGCGACGAAAGAUGACGUGCGCAAGUUCUUUACGACCAACUGCUCCUUUGCAGAUACGACCAUCACGAGAAUUCACAUGCCCAAGUCUGGUGAUAAGCAUGGAAAAGCCCAGAACAAAGGUUUUGCUUACGUCGAUUUCUCCACGCAGAAGGCCUCCCAGGAGGCAAUGGGCCUCAGUGAACAGCUUCUCUCCGGACGUCGCGUGCUCAUCAAAGAUGCAAAGAAUUUCUCCGGAAGGCCAGAGAAGCCUAAAGGAGAGGGUCAGAACGCAAGUUCGGGUGCAGCAUCUGGAAAUCCCCCGUCAAAGCGGAUAUUUGUCGGCAACCUCGGCUUCGACGCUACGAAGGAACUUAUCGAAGAGCACUUUUCCCAAUGCGGGACUAUCGCAAACGUACAUGUGGCCACAUUCCAAGACUCCGGCAAAUGCAAGGGUUAUGCUUGGGUAGUGUUUGAGGAUCUUGCAGCAGCCGAAGCAGCGGUGAAGGGCUACGUGCUGGUCAAAGAGGAGGAUGAAGAGGAAGAAGAGUCCGACGCCGAAAGCCGCAAAAAGUCUAAGAAACCGCGACAGAAGAGAGUGUGGGUGAACAACCUGCUCGGUAGGCGGAUGCGCAUGGAAUUUGCCGAAGAUGCCACGACGCGCUAUAAGAAGCGAUUCGGUAAGGACGGCGAAGGCAAGAAGAACGAUACCGCAGACAUCAGCGAGGUUGGGCCUGCAGAGCACGAUUCGACGGGUGAGCAGCCUCGCCAGUCGCGACCGGGCAAGGCUAGGCAAGGAAAGCCGGAGUAUACCAGAUACGAUCAAGAUACUGUCCAGAAGCUCAGUGGAGCCAUUGUUGAAGGUCAAGGAAAGAAGAUCACCUUUGAUUAA
Messenger RNA from Aspergillus luchuensis, 1116 nucleotides. RefSeq names its product putative RNA binding protein Rnp24. The transcript has a single exon. The record is from RefSeq and is a predicted model, not a curated record. Bases 1 to 1116 code for a protein of 371 amino acids. Lineage: Eukaryota; Fungi; Ascomycota; Eurotiomycetes; Eurotiales; Aspergillaceae. Gene Ontology annotation, molecular function: RNA binding.